UUACGAUCGCGUACGUGAAAAAUGAGUUCCGAGAAGAAAGUUUUGUUGAUUUGGGGAAGUGGGUUCGUUUGUUUUCUCGUGUUCGUCGUCUUAGCUUGCCUUAUGAGACGAUCUGUUCUUAAUACGACGAAGGUUUCUCCGACGUUUUAAAGUGUCGGGGCUUUUUUUCAGUAUGAAACUGCGUGCCGUUUUAUUUCGUAUAAAACGGCAAAAUCUCGGAGAGCAAAUUGUUCAGCCGCCACGUAGUUCUUUUUGCCUUUUAGAUUUUCUCAGCCUCUUGUUUCCCGAGAAAAACCCUGGCGAUUUUCGGGUUCGGCCGCGGCGGUGGUAUUUGGCUCUAAGAGCGAGUCGCAAGCGAUUUUCUUCCCGGAGUUGAUACAUUCUCAACGUCGGCGGAGUUGUUGGUUCUUUUAGGAGAUUAUGGCGACGGAGCUGGAAGAGCUUGUAGAGUUUUUGUCUUCUCCUUCUCCUCCGGUGAAGAAAGCUGCGGUGGAGAUUGUUACCGGGUUAACCGGUUCUGAGGAUGGUUUGGAAUCUUUAUCGAAGUACGCUAAGAUGCUUCUUCCAUCGUUGUCUCGGCUUCUGUCCGAAAGCAAGGAGGUCUCGGAACUGGCUGCUCAGGCACUAGUGAAUCUUUCCCAGAACACUGAUUUGGCUAGGAAGAUGGUUCAGAUGGGGAUGAUCAAAGUGGCCAUGGAUCUUUUGUAUAAGCCAGAUUCUAGCAUUACCCGGUUGCUUGUCAUGCUUUUAGUCAACCUCACUCAGUUGGAUGACGGCAUUUCCUCCCUGCUUCAGAUUGGUGAUGAGAAGAUGCAGGGAUUAUAUGUUAUGAAGCUUGUUAGAUCAUUUUGUAGAUCCUCUGGUGAAAGUGCAGAUGACCCAUUUGAGCAUGUUGGCUCAAUACUUGUCAACGUAUCAAAAACAGAAAUGGGUAGAAAAGUGUUGCUGGAUUCAAAGAGAGGGAUGCUAAAGCAAAUUAUCAGGCAGUUUGAUUCAACAAAUCAACUGCGAAAGAAGGGGGUAUCAGGGACUAUUCGCAAUUGCUGUUUUGAAGCCGAGAACCAGCUCCAAAAUCUGCUCUUGAUAUCUGAGUUCCUAUGGCCAGCUCUACUUCUGCCAGUUGCAGGCAGUAAGAUAUAUAGUGAACAAGAUAUCUCAAAAAUGCCGCUUGAGCUGGGAAGUGCGCUUUCCAUUGAACGAGAACCAGUAACCGAUCCUGAGAUUCGUGUCCAGGCACUGGAAGCUAUAUAUUUGAUCACAUUACAAGAGGCGGGAAGAAGGGCGUUUUGGUCCAUCAAUGGACCUCGUAUCCUACAGGUUGGAUACGAAGAUGAACACGAUCCUAAAGUAAUGGAAGCAUACGAGCAAGUCGGUUCCAUGCUUGUUCAAGAGACUGGAGCUACUGAAACAUCAACCGAUCCGACCAAAGCAGAGUCCUAAUUUACACAGUUUGCAGCCAUUUUUGCUGUGUCGGAGCAAGAAGCGACCAAGAACCAGAGUCUUGAUUUGUGACAUAAAUUGUUUUUCUCUUUAGGAGUUGUUAUGGUCUACUUGUAUUGUAUGGGAAUAUGGGAAUAGAAUUUCAUUGAAGCGCAUAAUUAUUGCCGCCCCACAAGGAAGCCAGCAAAUGUCUGCCCAAUUGAAUAAAAAGGACAGUGAGGCAAUCA
This is a messenger RNA of Tarenaya hassleriana, 1667 nucleotides long. RefSeq names its product protein HGH1 homolog. NCBI's taxonomy places the organism in Eukaryota, Viridiplantae, Streptophyta, Magnoliopsida, Brassicales, Cleomaceae. The record is from RefSeq and is a predicted model, not a curated record. Gene Ontology annotation, molecular function: protein binding. Bases 421 to 1440 code for a protein of 339 amino acids. The transcript is spliced from 9 exons.